Phyllopteryx taeniolatus (common seadragon) is the source of this 3207-nucleotide messenger RNA. It is a transcript of the gene hspa4a, whose product is annotated as heat shock protein 4a. Gene Ontology annotation, biological process: protein folding. The transcript is spliced from 20 exons. Gene Ontology annotation, cellular component: cytosol; nucleus. Gene Ontology annotation, molecular function: ATP-dependent protein folding chaperone; ATP binding. The record is from RefSeq and is a predicted model, not a curated record. Lineage: Eukaryota; Metazoa; Chordata; Actinopteri; Syngnathiformes; Syngnathidae. Bases 208 to 2784 code for a protein of 858 amino acids.
CAUUGAGACUGCAGGCAGGCAGUACAGAUCGGAGGCAGCGACCCGACACCGGUUGGUCAGCGGUGGGGAUUAUGACCACAGUAGCCCAAUUUAAGGGAAGCUACUUCGCUGGACUUUUUAUGCAAACUUAGCUGUACGCGUCUUGUAUUAUCAAUAAACCAGUGGUUUAAGUACGACAUAAGUGAAGUUUGAAGACUGAGCUCGAAAAUGUCUGUGGUGGGAUUUGACUUGGGUUUUCAAAGCUGCUACGUAGCUGUAGCCCGAGCCGGUGGGAUCGAGACAAUCGCCAACGAGUUCAGCGACAGAUGCACACCGUCAUUUGUCUCAUUUGGACCACGAAGUCGAUCUAUAGGAGCUGCUGCGAAGAGCCAGGUGGUGACCAACUGUAAGAACACAGUUCAGGGCUUCAAGCGAUUCCAUGGCAGGGCCUUCUCCGAUCCCUAUGUUCAGUCGGCCAAGUCCAACCUGGUGUACGACCUUGCGCAGAUGCCCUCUGGAUCGACUGGUAUUAAGGUGAUGUAUAUGGAGGAGGAGAGGUUGUUCAGCGUGGAGCAGGUGGCCGGCAUGCUGCUGACCAAGUUGAAGGAAACUGCUGAGAGCGACCUGAAGAAACCAGUGGCCGACUGCGUCAUCUCUGUUCCCUGCUAUUUCACCGACACAGAGAGAAGGUCUGUCAUGGACGCUGCCCAGAUCGCCGGCCUCAACUGUCUGCGACUAAUGAACGAGACCACAGCGGUGACUCUGGCUUAUGGCAUCUACAAGCAGGACCUGCCAGGUCUGGAAGAGAAGCCCAGGAUUGUUGUGUUUGUUGAUGUGGGCCACUCUGGUUACCAGGUGUCGGUUUGUGCCUUCAACACGGGAAAGCUUAAGAUCCUGGCAACGGCGUUUGACUCAGAGCUGGGUGGGAAGGACUUUGACGACAUCCUGGUGAAUUACUUCUGCGAGGACUUCGCCAAGAAGUACAAACUGGAUGUCCGGUCCAAGCCUCGCGCGCUGGUGCGUCUCUACCAGGAGUGUGAGAAGCUUAAAAAGCUGAUGAGUGCCAACUCGUCCGACCUUCCCCUCAACAUCGAGUGUUUCAUGAAUGACAUUGACGUGUCCAGUAAGCUCAACAGAGGUCAGUUUGAGGAGAAUUGUGCGGGGCUGGUGGCCAAAGUGGAGGCUCCCCUGCGCAGCGUCAUGGAACAAGCUAAGUUGAGGAAAGAAGACGUGUACGCAGUGGAGAUCGUCGGCGGCGCCUCCAGAAUUCCCGCCAUCAAAGAGCGCAUCAGCAAGUUCUUCGGCAAAGAGCUGAGCACCACUCUGAAUGCAGACGAGGCCGUGGUCAGGGGCUGUGCACUGCAGUGUGCCAUUUUGUCUCCAGCCUUCAAAGUCAGAGAGUUCUCCAUCACGGACGUUGUCCCUUAUUCCAUCUCUAUUAAAUGGAACUCUGCAGCAGAGGAAGGACAGAGCGAUUGUGAAGUUUUCCCAAAAAACCACGCGGCUCCCUUCUCCAAAGUGUUGACCUUCUAUCGGAAGGAGGCCUUCGUCCUUGAAGCAUACUACAAAAACCCCAAGGAGCUGUCGUACCCCAGCACCUCCAUAGGGCAGUUCCUGAUCCAAAACGUGGUCCCUCAGUCGUCUGGAGAGAGUGCCAAGGUGAAGGUCAAAGUUCGAGUCAACAUUCACGGCGUGUUUAGCGUGUCUAGCGCCUCCCUAGUAGAGGUGCUGAAAGCGACAGAUGGAGAGGAGCCGAUGGAAACCGAUCAGACUGUGAAGGAUGAGGAGGGUCGCGGGCGUCAUGGAGCCUAUCCCAGCUAUCAUCGGGCAGGAGGCGGGGUACACCAUGAACAGAGCAAAAUGCAAGUAGACCAGGAAGAUCAAAAAGCAGUGCCGGGUGGAGACAAGAAAGGUGACACAGAAGAGAUGGAGAUGAUGACGGAGGAAGGCAAACAAGAGAAGAAGAACGAGCCUCAGGCAAAGAAGCCCAAAGUGAAAACAAAGACUGUGGAGCUGCCCAUCGAGACCAAUUUGUGCUGGCAGCUGUCCACUGAUGUGAUAAAUAUGUUUGUGGAGAAUGAGGGCAAGAUGAUAAUGCAAGACAAGCUGGAGAAGGAGAGGAAUGACUCGAAAAACAACGUGGAGGAGUAUGUAUACGACAUGAGAGACAAGUUGUUUGGCCCCUUGGAGAAGUUUGUCAAUGAAGCGCAUCGUGAUGCAUUCUCAUUAAAACUUGAGGACACAGAGACUUGGCUGUAUGAGGAUGGAGAGGACCAACAGAAGCAAGUUUACAUUGAUAAACUGGCAGAACUGAAGAUAAUUGGGCAACCUAUUGUUGAGAGAGCCAUGGAAGCUGAGGAGCGGCCGAGGGCAUUUGAGGAGCUGGGCAGGCAAGUCCAAAUGUACAUGAAGAUCCUCAACGCCUACAAGGCAAAGGACGAAGAGUAUACACACUUAGACGAGCUGGAAGUGACCAGUGUGGAGAAGCAGGUGAACGAUGCCAUGGCGUGGAUGAACAACAAGAUGAAUCUGCAAAACAAUCAGGACCUCACGCUGGACCCGGUGGUCAAAGUCAGCGAGAUCCACGCCAAGUCCAAGGAGCUUUACUCUGCGUGCAACCCUGUCCUGUCGAAGCCAAAGCCCAAGCCAAAGGUGGACCCGCCAAAGGAGAAGACCAACAACGGGCCCACCAACGGGCAGGAGGGAACGACAGACGGCCAGCCUUCCGACUCGGACAAAAUCCCACCCGCGGGCACAGAGCAGAGAACGGCGGAGAACAAGCCCCCUGAAAUGGACAUUGACUAACUUUUUGCGCUAUUUGCCCCGAUUACGUUGCACUUGUGAGGAUGCAGCAGCGUUCCCUUAUCAGUACUACUCAUCGACUUGUUCUAUUUCUUCGUGACUUCAAACUAGUUCAUCUGUAAUGUUCACACUGGGAUACAUGAAUAUGUUUGCAGUAUAUCUUGUCAAGAGACAAGUUGAAGAAUCUGGAUUGUUCUGAGUUCGACGUCACGUGCAUUUUUAUCCACUUUAAAGUGCUGAAUGUUUUUUUUUUGUAUUUAGAUUUAAAAGGACAGACGCAGCAUUUCAUUCGUUGUAUGGCUUUUCUCAUUCAUUUACAGUGUAAGAAUCUUCACUGGUUUGUUUUUUUCUGCAUAAUGCUCGCCCAGGUGCUGCUGUUGUUGCUACAUCAUUAAAAAAGCAAAUAAUAAACCUCGUUCAAAAGGU